Echinostoma caproni is the source of this 534-nucleotide messenger RNA. The record is from the annotation of a GenBank genome assembly. NCBI's taxonomy places the organism in Eukaryota, Metazoa, Platyhelminthes, Trematoda, Plagiorchiida, Echinostomatidae.
AUGCUUUCAAUGUCUUACAAACAUCUUCCAAACAAUCUGACACAGCAACUGGUCCUGCCAGGACAAAGCUUCCAUCAACUUGCUGGCAAUGUGCUCCGCCGGAAGUACGUGACUGCCAAAACAAACGGAAAAACAUUUCGUUUGCAACUCGAUACGGCCUCCGAUAUUACACUGGUGUCUAAGCGUACUUGGAAGAAAAUUGGCUGCCCAAGGUACACACCAACAACCAACACGGCCAGAAACGCUUCAGAAGGUAAAAUCAACUUACUUGGUGAAUUCGAGUGGGAGAUGGAAAUAACAGGCAAACGAAGUCGCGGAUCAAUCUUUUUCGUCGAUCGUGAAUUGGAUUUGCUUGGUAUCGAUCGGAUCGAUCGCCUGCAGCUUACACGUAUGACAAUCGAUGAGCUAUGUUCAUCCACACCAAACCAAGUUAAAAAAGUGGACAAAUCAGAGGAAGCAGACACGAACACGAUCUUGUCCCUCCAAAACAAGUACGCUGCGGUCUUUACCGAAGGCUUGGGCUGCUGCGCGUAA